CUCAGGGACAGAACAAGAGCCCCAGCAGAGACUUUUGUUGUAGAUUUGGCUUGACCUGGGAUUUCCCAGGGAAUCUUGACUAGAAGAAAUAUGAAUUCUGAAGAUUGCUCCGUAACAGAGAACAGCUCCUUGCAUCUGGAGAGAGGACAAAAAAAUGCCACUGCCAACCCUCAGUUUGCAACACAGCAUGAAGGGUCCCUUCAAGUUCCUAUCCCAUGUGCUGUAGUGAAUGUGGUCCUCAUCACCUUCUUAAUCAUUACUCUAAUAGCCUUGUCAGUUGGUCAAUACAAUUGUCCAGAAAAGUAUACAUCCACAAAAAACAGACAUGAUUCUUCAUGCUCAGAUGAUUGGAUUGUAUACCAGAAGAAAUGCUACUUUGUUUCCACUGUAACAAGGAACUGGAAGUUGGCCCAAAACUUUUGCUCUGAACACAGUGCUACUCUUGCAUUCAUUGAUUCUGAAAGGGACAUGAUCUUUUUAAAACGAUAUGUGGGUAGAGCCGAACAUUGGAUUGGGCUGAAAAAUGAAGAUGGUCGGACAUGGAAAUGGUCAGAUGGCAAAGUAUUUAAUAACUCGUUCAACCUUACAGGAUCUGAGAACUGUGCAUUUCUGAAUAGUACAGAGGUCAGCAGCACAGAAUGUGAAAAUAACUUAUACUGGAUAUGUAGUAAACCCUUCAAAUAAUGAGGAAACAUAUUUGCUUACAGACUAUUAUGACAUGGAACUCAAGGAAAUUCAUGGUAAUGGAUGCUGCUUUAUGGUCAGACAUUUUCCAUAAAGACUUUGGGGAAAAAAUCCAACUUCGUAUUAUUUUGGAAAUCUUCUUCCAAAUGAAACUAUGAAAAAAAGGAAGAGAGAUUCCAGGAAUAUCUAAAUAGUGGAAUACUCCUACCAUGAGCUGAAAAAACACAGGUUGACUGAUCAUUACAUCCAAAAAUGAGAAUGACUUUUAAACUUUAUGGAUGCACUUUAUAUUUUAAAAUUCAGAAAUAAUAAAAUAACUAGGCUUAGAAUUAUUAUUUAUUGUUGAA
Molecule: messenger RNA, 1031 nt
Organism: Suricata suricatta (meerkat)
Lineage: Eukaryota; Metazoa; Chordata; Mammalia; Carnivora; Herpestidae
Gene: CD69
Product: CD69 molecule
Exons: 5
Coding region: 91-684 (197 amino acids)
Cellular component (GO): external side of plasma membrane
Source: RefSeq, a predicted model, not a curated record